Messenger RNA from Cylas formicarius (sweet potato weevil), 913 nucleotides. It is a transcript of the gene bigmax, whose product is annotated as max-like protein X. The record is from RefSeq and is a predicted model, not a curated record. Lineage: Eukaryota; Metazoa; Arthropoda; Insecta; Coleoptera; Brentidae. Bases 84 to 698 code for a protein of 204 amino acids. The transcript is spliced from 4 exons. Gene Ontology annotation, cellular component: nucleus. Gene Ontology annotation, molecular function: protein dimerization activity; DNA-binding transcription factor activity, RNA polymerase II-specific; RNA polymerase II cis-regulatory region sequence-specific DNA binding. Gene Ontology annotation, biological process: regulation of transcription by RNA polymerase II.
UGUUUUCCUCUUCCUCCUCAUUUUGUUGAGGUAUUCCUGUUUAUUUUAUUGAAAUGUAAAUUGAGUUUAGAUUGUUGGUAAAUAUGUCUGGCGAUCCCCUUGCUUAUCAGCAAAAAAGGAAUUCUCAACACAGUAAUUCAGAUGAAGAAGAUGACGCAGAAAAGAAUUCAUGCAUAAGUUAUAAAGAACGAAGACGAGAAGCACAUACACAAGCUGAACAAAAAAGAAGGGAUGCAAUUAAGAAAGGUUAUGAUACUCUCCAAGAACUUGUGCCAACUUGUCAACAAACUGAUAUUUCAGGGUAUAAAUUAAGUAAGGCAACAGUACUUCAAAAGUCUAUUGAUUAUAUUCAGUACUUGCAACAGCAAAGGAAGAAACAGGAAGAGGAAAGAAACACUUUGAGGAAAGAAGUAAUAGCCCUUCGAAUUAUGCAGACCAAUAUUGAACAGAUAGUGAAAGCUCAACAAUCUCAACCCGGCCAUACCGAAACACCAGUUUCUGAUGAAAUUAAGUUUUCUGUGUUUCAGGCUAUAAUGGACCAAUUGUUUGCGACAUUCAGCACAGUGUCAGUUAGCAACUUUUCAGAACUAUCAGCUGGUGUUUUUACUUGGCUGGAAGAAUAUUGCAAACCCCAAACUCUGAAAGACACUGUCUUCCAAGUCUUACAUCGACAUAACAUUCAGAUGAGGGGAUCAUAAAUGUUUCUCCCUUUAAUAAGUAGUUAUAUUAGUUUGUAGACGCAAUAGUUAUUUUAUAACUUGUAUAUAAAAAAUGAUGUGCCAACUUGUCUUUUAUUUUAAUGCCUCCUUUAAACGGGCAACCAAUUGUAUUAUAUUAUAGCUUUAUGACGAACUGUAAUAUUAUAUAAUUAUAGUGAUGCGUAAAAACAAACUUUCCUAUAUUAAUGUUGUUU